Messenger RNA from Mucor mucedo, 2180 nucleotides. RefSeq lists its product as uncharacterized. Gene Ontology annotation, cellular component: cytoplasm. Lineage: Eukaryota; Fungi; Mucoromycota; Mucoromycetes; Mucorales; Mucoraceae. Gene Ontology annotation, biological process: threonyl-tRNA aminoacylation. The transcript has 4 exons. The record is from RefSeq and is a predicted model, not a curated record. The coding region runs from base 18 to 2159 and encodes 713 amino acids. Gene Ontology annotation, molecular function: threonine-tRNA ligase activity; ATP binding.
GUCCUUAAUUACAUAAAAUGUCUGAAACCCAACCCAAGGUUGAAAAGAAAGCAAAGGCACCCAAAGCCGCUAAAUCCAAAGAUGCUGGAAGCAGUUUCCCUCUUGAGAUGACACCUGCUCCUGAAUACCUUCAACACCGUAUCGACAUGUUUGACAAGUUAAAGGCUGCUGCCGAUGCUGAAAUUGCUCAAAAACCUCGCGAGGCCAUCACCAUCACUUUACCCGAUGGCACUGUCAAGGAAGGCAUUGCCUGGGAAACCACCCCUCUUUCUAUCGCCUUAGGUAUUGCCAAGUCUUUGGCUGAACGUACCGUCAUCUCUAAAGUGGAUGGAGAGCUUUGGGAUUUAACUCGUCCCUUGGAAGGUUCUUGCAAGUUGGAAUUAAUUGACUUUGAGAACGAUGAAGGUAAAAUGGUGUUCUGGCAUUCGUCUGCACAUAUGUUGGGUGAGGCCUGUGAGAGACAUUACGGUUGUAACCUCUGUAUUGGUCCCCCUUUAAAGGAAGGUGGUUUCUAUUACGAAAUGGGACUUCAAGAGCGUGCUGUCAACCAACAGGAUUACGCCAACCUCGAGAAAUUGGUAGGUCAAUUUGCCAAGGAAAAGCAAAACUUUGAACGUCUUGUGAUUAGCAAAAAAGAUAUUUUAGAAAUGUUCAAGCACAACCCUUACAAGGUACAUAUUAUUAAUGACAAGAUUCCCGAUGGUACCAGCACCACGGUGUACCGUUGUGGACCUUUGAUUGAUUUAUGUCGUGGACCUCAUGUACCCAACACGGGUCGUGUCAAGGCGUUUGCGGUUACCAAGAACUCUUCCUCUUACUUUUUGGGUGAUGCCAAGAAUGAUUCGUUACAACGUAUCUAUGGUAUUUCUUUCCCUGACAAGAAACAAAUGACUGAAUAUAAAAAGUUUAUUGAAGAAGCUGCUAAACGUGAUCAUCGUAAGAUUGGUAAAGAACAAGAGUUAUUCUUUUUCCAUGAGAUGUCACCUGGAUCUGCAUUUAUGCUCCCUCAUGGUGCACGUAUUUACAAUGCAUUGAUGGAUUUAAUCAAGGCUGAGUAUAGUCAACGUGGAUUUACUGAAGUUAUUACACCCAACAUGUUCAAUUUGAAGCUUUGGAACCAAUCAGGUCACGCCCAAAAGUACAAGGAAAACAUGUUUUGUUUGGAAGUUGAUAAAGAAGAAUUUGCCUUGAAGCCUAUGAAUUGUCCUGGUCAUUGUUUGAUGUUUGGUCAUAAGGAAAGAAGUUACCGUGAUUUACCUGUACGUUUUGCAGAUUUUGGUGUGCUUCAUCGUAAUGAAUUCUCUGGUGCACUUUCUGGUUUGACGCGUGUCCGUCGUUUCCAACAAGAUGAUGCGCAUAUUUUCUGUCGUACGGAUCAAAUUGAACAAGAAAUGGCAGGUUGUUUCGAUUUCUUAAACCAGGUGUAUGGUGUAUUUGGUUUUGAUUUCCACUUGAAGUUGUCUACACGCCCUGAUAACUAUAUUGGUGAACUCUCUGUUUGGGAUAGCGCAGAAAAGAUGUUGGAAGACUCUUUGAACCGUUUCACAGCUAUUAAGGGAACGACUUGGGAGUUGGAUCCUGGAGAUGGAGCCUUCUAUGGACCCAAGAUUGAUAUUGUUAUUUCUGAUGCGUUGAAGCGUAAACAUCAAUGUGCUACUAUUCAAUUGGAUUUCCAAUUACCAGAGAGAUUUAAAUUGGAAUACCGUACUGAUGGACAAGAAGAUGCCAUGGCACGCCCUGUUAUUAUUCAUCGUGCUAUUUUAGGUUCAGUUGAACGUAUGAUGGGUAUUGUGAUUGAACAUUUUGCCGGUAAAUUCCCCUUUUGGUUAUCUCCUCGUCAAAUCCAGGUAGUUCCUGUAGCAGCUGCUUUCAAUGAUUACGCCAAGGAGAUUACAGCUAAAUUGGUUGGAUUGGGUAUCUAUGCUGAUGCAGAUUUGAGUGAUAACACUUUGAACAAGAAGAUCCGUAAUAGUGAGAUUGCUCAAUAUAACUUUAUCUUUGUUGUGGGAGAGGUUGAGGCCACGACACGUUCAGUUAAUGUUCGUAACAGAGAUGAUGUUGGUACUAAGGCUAAGGGACAAACUAUUCCUUUGGAACAAGUCAUGAAGAGUGCAGCUGAUUUAAAGGAAUCCAGAAGUUUAGAAAACAAGCUUAUCUAAAAUUAAAAUUUUUUGUGACCU